AUGAACCUAACGGAAUUUAAAUUCUAUGAAUAUGAAAGUAAAGAACUUAGAACCAUAGAAAUAUCUCCCUGUAGAAAGUACAUAUGUGUAUGUGACUCUUUUGGAGUUAUAUAUAUAUACAAAAAUUUCAAGAAGGAAUUUUUGUACUUGAUGCAGCUGCAUGUACAUGUUUUAAAGAGCUCUAUUAUGUCUAUUAUGUGGAUAAGUAAAAAGAACAGGAAGAAGCAUUUGUUUAUGCACAACGAAUGGAAAGACUACGUUUUGGCCAUUACGACUCUAUGUGGUGAAAUUGUGCUAUACGAUUUGGAAAGCCAGAAUCGGCUACAAAGCAUCUCGAGCAAUGGGAGUAUUUCCUGUGCCAAAUUGAAUAACAGCCUUCAGUACUUCGGCACUACCAAUUUGAAUGGCUAUUUCUACCUGUACAACAUAUACAGCAACGCGGGCAGCCGGAUCUACAAUUGCUUCGACCGCUUCCACGAGGGGGGCGCGGUGACCAGCGGCGAAGUUAGCGACGUUAGCGAUGUUGGCGAUGUUGGCGAAGUUAGCGACGUUGGCGAAGUUAGCGAUGUUAGCGACGUUGGCGAAGUUAGCGAUGUUGGCGACGUCAGCGAUGAUGCAUAUAACCGUGACCGUAGCGACCUUCGCGACGGAAGCGACGACGCGCAGGAGCGACCGGGCAAAAAAAUCAAACUGUCAAACGACCUCACCCACUAUCUCGAAGAGGAGGACUCCUCGUCGCAGGGAGAAGACGCAGAGAGCGCCCCGACGGUGACCCCAAAGGCGACCCCCAAGGUGUGGCACGUAUUCUCCCCCGCAGCCAGAAAAACAGAAAAGAAAAAUAAAACGAGUGACACGUUUAAUUUAUUUAUUAUGAACAGAUUCAAGUGCAAGGAAAAGUUGGUAUGUUUGUACUUUGUGGAGGAGCUGAAAAGCAGGGAGGUGCUGCUAAGCAGUGUGCAGGGGGGGAAAAAAAAAACCAAGGUGGGUGCCGGAGAGGUGGAAAGCCAGGAGGAGGAGAGCGGUCGCGAGGAUAGCGGCCACGGGGAAGGCGACCCCCACGAGGCGACCCGCCCCCGCAGGAACAAAAUCCGGGAGCUGGAAAAGUCGUACCAUAGCUACAACCACUACGUACUGCUGGGCAGCGAAAAGUCCAAAAUUUACAAAUACAAUAUCACGAGCAAGCUCUGUGAGGGGGAGUUCAAGGGAGUUAAUGAUAACUGUAUCAUUUGGGACGUCCUUUAUAUAUACAAAACGGACGAGGUGGUGUGUGUAGAUAACAGUGGCUCCCUGACGAUCUUUGACAACAGCACCUUCAGCGUAAAAUAUUUUUUUAAUCAUCACCUGUACAAAUCGGUAUCUUUGGCGAAAACGCUGAAUGAGGAUUUUAUUUUCACUGCAGGGGUUGACAGGUAUAUAAUUAAAUACGCCCGGACACGAGUACACGUUGGAGGAGGAGCAGAAGCAAGAGGGCCGUCCUCAAAUGUGAGCAUCAAACAGCAGGUACCUACGACGGGGAAGCGAAACGCACAAAUGAUUAAUAGCAAACUGAAUGGAUAUACAACGACAUCCCUUUACUCAGCAGUGAAUGGAAGUAACCGUGCAGAAGGAGAAGAAGGAGAAGACGAACGGUUCUUCCUCCACAAGGUGAAAGAAACGAAGGAACUAAACAAAAAGUGGUAUCGCAUUAAUAAAAGAUCCGUGCACAUCUCAGACAUAAAACGUAUCGUCCUGUUGAGGGGAAAUCUCCUUGUUAACAUAAGUGACGACAUGUCCUUCUCUCUGUACGACACGUUCAACGGAGUCUGUAGGUACUUUGAAAUUGGCAACGCGGAGCUGAACAGGAAUGUUUAUUUUUCGGAAAAUUUGAAAACUGUUUUUUGUAUGUACGCUGGGGGGAUAGGAAUUCACUGUAAUGAUAGCUCUAUCUGCAUGGGGGGAGGAAGAAGAAGGGAGAGCUCUCCACAGAAUGCUGGGACGAUCGCUCAGAAGGACUUAGAAAAAAUUAAUGCAGUCAACUAUAAACACAUCGCCAACAUUUCCUACGGAAAGAACGAGUUUGUUAACUCUUGCAUUGUAAAUGAGAGCGCGACAAAAAUUGCCUGUAAAACGAAUAGGAAGCUCUCUAUUUAUCACUUCAGCAUAGAUGACCUGACCAUAUACAACUAUGACCUUUCGAAGUUGGCUGCUUCUAAGGUAUACUCCUUCGACUUUGUUGAUGACGACCUGGUCAUCCUUUCCUUUGCAAAGUGUCAUUUGAGCAAGAGUAGGGGGAAGAAGGAGAGGGGCGUUAUAAAGGAGAGGGGCGUAGGGGAGAAGCACUUCCCGGGGGGGGAGGACAACAACCAGGAGAUGUACGAUCAGUACGAACACGUGCAGGAUGGUGACGGCGAGGUGGAAAGAGGAGAGAACAGACGAGACGGUUUGUACACAUACCAUGUAGCCAUUUACAACGUAGACACGAAGGAAGUGAUGGAAGAAAUUCAAGUGGAUAGAAUUCUGUGCAACUUUAAAAAGUACCAAAAUGGGAAGCUAAUAAUUUGCACAGAUGACAAAAAAAUGUUUUUUAUUUUUUAA
This is a messenger RNA of Plasmodium cynomolgi strain B, 2574 nucleotides long. RefSeq lists its product as hypothetical. Gene Ontology annotation, biological process: maturation of SSU-rRNA from tricistronic rRNA transcript (SSU-rRNA, 5.8S rRNA, LSU-rRNA). Gene Ontology annotation, cellular component: small-subunit processome; t-UTP complex; 90S preribosome. Bases 1 to 2574 code for a protein of 857 amino acids. The transcript has a single exon. Lineage: Eukaryota; Apicomplexa; Aconoidasida; Haemosporida; Plasmodiidae. Gene Ontology annotation, molecular function: protein binding; RNA binding. The record is from RefSeq and is a predicted model, not a curated record.